Bipolaris zeicola 26-R-13 is the source of this 456-nucleotide messenger RNA. RefSeq lists its product as uncharacterized. The record is from RefSeq and is a predicted model, not a curated record. NCBI's taxonomy places the organism in Eukaryota, Fungi, Ascomycota, Dothideomycetes, Pleosporales, Pleosporaceae. The coding region runs from base 1 to 456 and encodes 151 amino acids. The transcript has 3 exons.
AUGGCCUCCCUUCACUACCUCCCUCCCGUCAAGCCUUCGGCCAUUGCCCUCGGCACUGCCUUCAACCACGCCGUCUCUCUUGCAGUCCUCGGCCCCAUCUUCGGUGAUGCCUACCGUCGCGCCCAGCAAGCAAACUCCAAGGAGGAGUACUUCCACUCCAAGGAGGCCGCCACCGCCGCCGCUUCAUGGGGAAGCUCCAUCCUCGGCUCCGGUAUCCAGGCCUACGGUGUUGGUGCUCUCAUCAACGCUACCGGCACCCUCACCUACAAGGGAGCUGCCUACCUUGGUUCUUUGAUCUUCUUUGCUUCUGCUGCCCCAUCGAUUGUCUCCCAAGUCGUCACUGAGAAGCGACCCAUGGACACGAUUGCCAUUGGUGCCGUUGCCCGCGUCCUCGAGACUGUCGGCCUCAGCAUGUUCCUCACCUACUGGGGUACCCGCACCAACCCCUUCGACUAA